Messenger RNA from Anopheles gambiae (African malaria mosquito), 2020 nucleotides. RefSeq lists its product as uncharacterized. Bases 1113 to 1958 code for a protein of 281 amino acids. The record is from RefSeq and is a predicted model, not a curated record. NCBI's taxonomy places the organism in Eukaryota, Metazoa, Arthropoda, Insecta, Diptera, Culicidae. The transcript has 2 exons.
GUUGCAGACGUUCCAUUGAAAGUGUUAUCAUUUUCUCCUGUGAAAAUUACGUUCGAAAGCAAAAUUCAAGGAAACUAACAUUACCCAAUCCAUUUCAGGAGGCUAAAUUAAAUUGUGUGACGCCUUUCAUGAUUUGAUAUACAUGCCAGAGAUUCCAUGGCGACGAGGCAAAGGUUGUAGAAGCACGGUACAACUGUGGUUGGAAUGCAGUUCGCAACGAACGGUUGUUUAAUUAACUUCAUUCCACCGGUGCCCUUUGACAGUGGUUUGCGGAUGGAUGAGUGAUGCAUUUAUGAUGUUAGGGACACUAAUUUAUUGCGACGGUUAGGCGUUGUGUGAUGUGCGCGAUGAAUUUUUAAUUGCAGUGCAACCAGGUGUCAAGCAAUCAACGAUCACCAGUGAGGGAGUGAUUGAACCAGAGAGUACUUACACGAUUAUAUUGCACCACAUUCGUCGCAGCAUCACUUCUAAUUUAGCCAUUUAACACGAUUUAUGAAUAAUUUAAUGGGAGAUUGUAAUGACAGAAUGCUGCAAACUAUCGUACGGUGAAAAAUAAGUGAAAAUUCAAAACUACAGCAAACAUGGAUGGAAAUUGAAUAUGGUGGCUCACUUGAACAAACACACUGACGUGUUCACAAACACUUUUUUCCGUGUAAAAUGUGAGUGAAACAUUUUUUUACACCGCAACACAGCACUUUAGUAAAAUAAAACCACUCAUCCUCCCGACUGGUGGAAGAAAUAAUUGUAUUAUUCACUACUUUAACUGUGAUUUAAACUUAAAUUCUCAACAACUAUUGGCCAUUUCUUAAAAGAUUAAUCUUUCUUCAACGCGAGGGUUUUUUUCAACUGACGUGUCCAUCCCAAAACCUACUCAAAUGUCUGAUGUGGCCUGUUCGAGUAGCGAGAAUUAAUACACCUGCGCAAACACUUUGAUUGGUAAAUGUGUAUGCAGAUUGUUUGUACGAUUUGUUCCAAUUCCUAGCCGGAGCUCAAUGCUUGAAGAAACUGUGGCUUGCCACGGUGCGUUUCGUGCGCCACUACAGUGUUAGUUGAAUUUUCACCUCCUCAAGACGCGAAGUGUGCUCGUUUGUGUUCCCUCCCGCGCGUCCAUCAUGUUCUGCCGCCGGUCUGCCUGCCGAGGGCUGAUAGCGCUGCUAGUUCUAUUAGGCUGUAUUGUUAGCUUCUACGCGCUAGAAGCGCCGCCACUUCCCGACGUGGUGCCACUGGCGAAAGCGCUGCAGGGCCACGUCGACAAGUUCAAGAAGCUGCGGGACGACCUGAAAGCGCUGCAAAAUUCCCAGGAUCGCCAAAAUCCGCUCGCCUUUUUCCGCGAAACGAUGCGCAUCAUGGAGGGGUUGCAGUCGCUCGGCAAAGACUGGAAGGAUAUUGAGCGGCUGCAGAACAAGAGCGACCGCGAUCGUGACUUUGAAAACCUGCUGACCGAGAUGGAUCCACUGUGCGGCCAGCGGACGCCCCGGACGGCGUUCUUCGAGAUUAAGCUGCGGUGCAGCUAUACCGAUCUCGGUGGCAAACCGUACUACAGGAUUGGACCGCUCAAGCAGGAGCUGGUGAACCGGGUCCCGUUCGUGGUGACCGUCUAUCACGAUCUGCUGACGGAGAGUGAAGUGCGCCGGGCCAACGAAACACGCAUGAUCGAGCCGAGCGUUCGGCGUCGGCUGGACACCCUCGUACCGAACCUGUACAACGUGGCCGUGCGUGAAGUGAGCGAACGGGGAUACAAUGGUGGCAAAGUGAAAGCGCCCGCCCACAGCAUCAUGCUUUACCUGGAAUCGUAUAAAACAGGUGGUAUGACGUUAUUCCCCGGAGGUACAUUCGUAGUGGCACCCAGGAGCGGAAGCCUGCUGGUCUCCAAGCAGCAUCCCUCGAUCUGUCCGUCCAGUAUUUCUUUAAACGUCAUCACCAAUUUUAAUCUUCCUCUGACGGCGAAAACGCACUGAUGACACGCUUAGAGCUUAACGUUAGUUUGACAGAAAUAAAUUGGCUAGAUAUACAUUCUUAA